Messenger RNA from Zea mays, 1757 nucleotides. RefSeq lists its product as uncharacterized. The coding region runs from base 138 to 1520 and encodes 460 amino acids. Lineage: Eukaryota; Viridiplantae; Streptophyta; Magnoliopsida; Poales; Poaceae. Gene Ontology annotation, molecular function: protein binding. The record is from RefSeq and is marked provisional. The transcript has a single exon.
CACGCCGGAAGACCGAGACAUGCUCCCAUGCACUGCGGCGGUGGCCAUUUUUAAGUAGUUAGUAAGUGGCAUCUCCACGCAAGCUCGCGUCGCCAACCCGCUCGCUCCACGCGCCAUCCUCUCCUCCGGAUCCUCGAAUGUCGAUGAGCAAGCUCGCCCGCGGGUGGGCCGACCUCCCGCGCGACCUGCUCGAGUCCGUGCUCGCCCGCCUCCCCGUGCCGGACCUCGUCCGCUUCCCCGCCGUCUGCACCGCCUGGCAGUCGGUCCACGCAGCUGCCGCCGCGCGGCUUCGGCAGGCCACGCCGUCGUCCCCGUGGCUCAUGCUCCCCUUCAAUCCGACCGCACGGGCCGGCGGCGUCGCCAAACUCUCGGUGGCACGGUUCCUGAGCCUGGCGGAGGGCCGGGUGUACGUGAUCCGCCAGCCGGCGCCGGCCGCCCGCGACCGCCUCUGCGUCGGCUCGUCGGCCGACGGAUGGCUCGUCACCGCCGACGCCCGCUCGGAGCUAAGCCUCCUGAACCCGAUCACGGGCGCGCAGCUCCGCCUCCCGCCCGCCGCCACGCUCCCGUUCGUCGACGCCCGCCGCGGCGCGGACGGCCGCGUCGAGAGCUACGGUCUGCGGUCCUGCUUCGCCGACGGCGGAGGCUGCGGCGAGGAGGCGCUGGUCCCGACGGAGACGCUAGGGCCCGACAGGCUCCGGUACGAGGUAUACGAGAAGGCCAUCGUCGUGUCGGCGCCGCGAAGGGUGCCCCCUUGCUCGUGCUGGGUCGGAUACGCCGUGCUGCUCAUCUGCCAGCCCCUGGGCCGCCUCGCCGUCGCGCGGGCCGGGGACGCGGAGUGGGCGCUGCUCGACGACGCUGACGCGCCCGCCCGCUGCUGGGUCGACGCCGUGCGCGCGUCGUUCUCCGGCGCGGACGGGAGCCGGCGUGACCAUCAGCCGGUGUACACGGUGGACGCCGCGGGGCGCGUCGACGCGUGGGACACGGACGCUGCCACGACGCCCAGCAGAGCGGUCGCGCCGCCGUGCGGCUGCUCGGCCCGCUCCUGCGCCAUGUCAGCCGCGUGCCGCAAGUACCUCGUGGAGCUCUCGCCAGGGCGGCUGCUGCAGGUGCACCGCCUCCGCGAGACGGCGCACGCGCGAUACGCGUGGGAGCCCCGACCGGAGCACAUGGAGUACACCACCACCGGCGUCGAGCUCUUCGAGUGGACGGCCGCCACCGGCCUGUGGGCGCGGGCGGACGGUCGGGUGCUGGGCGGGCGCGCGCUGUACCUCGGGAAGAGCGCGUCGCUGUGCGUCCCCGUGGACGUGGACGACGCCGGGUGGUGUCCCGGGGUGAGGGGUGGCUGCGUCUACUUCACCGACGACGGGCCGUGGUCGCACGAUCGGUGCCACGAGGUGACGCCGGACGUGGGCGUGCUGGACCUCGACGACGGGAGCUACAGGCCGCCGCGCGGCGCCGCGAGGGACCUGCUCUGGAAGUGGCCACCCCCGGUUUGGGUGUUCCCUUCGCUCGCCGGCUGACUGAUCCGCCUGCCUCUGAAUCUUGGAAGCUUCCGCGACGAAUCCGUGUGUAGAUGUAGAGAUGUUGUUCACUUCUCAGAAAACCGCGGCUCAACUUGUCGUUGACCUUCAGCAACCAGUGUGCACUAGGGUUGAAUAAUAAGAACACGUGUAAGUUGUAGUAACUUGUAACGAGGUCAAUCUCAUCGUUGACCUCUUGAAACGACCAACGACACGCGGUUGUUCGUGGUCUUGUGG